Messenger RNA from Alternaria burnsii, 243 nucleotides. RefSeq lists its product as uncharacterized. The record is from RefSeq and is a predicted model, not a curated record. NCBI's taxonomy places the organism in Eukaryota, Fungi, Ascomycota, Dothideomycetes, Pleosporales, Pleosporaceae. The coding region runs from base 1 to 243 and encodes 80 amino acids. The transcript is spliced from 2 exons.
AUGUCCGGUGCUGGCCCCUCCCCUCGCUUCUUCCAGCAGCCGCUGCGAUACAUGAAGUGGGCCUCUAUCAACAAGCCAGCAUACUUCUACUCCAUCAUGGUCGGUUGCGCAGGACCCGCACUCGUCGUUACCGUUCCCCCGAUUCGGAGAUAUAUGGGCGAGGAGCCGAUCCCUAAGAUCCCCAUGACAUACCCAGUACCAAAGGGACCACGACCAAGGCCGACAGGUUUCGACGACGAAUAG